Molecule: messenger RNA, 390 nt
Organism: Meloidogyne enterolobii
Lineage: Eukaryota; Metazoa; Nematoda; Chromadorea; Rhabditida; Meloidogynidae
Source: the annotation of a GenBank genome assembly
AUGUUCUUCAUGCUCAACAUGGACAAAGGAUUGCUUGGCCCUGUAUGGAAUGGUUGGCUUGUGGGUGUGCAAGUUGUUCGUCUACGGCACUGGGCAGAGCAAUGGCCAAAUGAUGAUCUUCAAUUGUGUUCAUCUAGCUGUGCUCUACGAUGUCAACAUGGUUGGGAGCUGCUUGGACAAUGGAUGGAGCAAUGUAUGGCAUUGGUGUGGUGGUCGUCAACUCGUCUACAUGGUGGCACUUCAACAACUUCAACCUUCUUGGAAGAUGGUUGUCAACAUUCAAUGGACGAUGGAGGAACACAAAAUGCUUUGUUGGAGAAAGGUUUUGAGGGGAAGGAGAACAUCCGGAUCACAGAUUUCCAGGACUCGCAUAUCCUCUUCUUUGUCUAA